Zootermopsis nevadensis is the source of this 10493-nucleotide messenger RNA. NCBI's taxonomy places the organism in Eukaryota, Metazoa, Arthropoda, Insecta, Blattodea, Termopsidae. The record is from RefSeq and is a predicted model, not a curated record.
CAAUUGCGUCAUUCUCUGAAUAACGGGUUAAAUACACUAACUGUAGAACGAAAUGCACCUGCUAUUCUCAUGGCAUGUGCAGUGAAUAAGGCAAGAAGUAACAAAGGAGUAGAGAAGAUUAUAUAAAGAAGUGAUUUAUAAAUCUUAUUAUCCACCUAACUUUGUCAGUGCCAUUACAUUAAGAAGGAUACAGUGGAAGGCACACGAAGCAUGCAAGAGGGGUAUUACAUGCAAAUAUAAAAGUGUGUAUGUAUUUAUUUCAACCAACGGGACGCGAUGAUUAAAAAAAUAGCCCUCAACACUAUACGGGAAUCGAAGCGCAGCAACUCUAUAAAUACAAAUUAUAUACAAAUCGCACUUCAAUGAAGAGUUACAGGGUUGGUACUACAACGAGCAUAUCUCUACAGCUUUUGUUUUGGAAUACUUCCGAACUAUCAACCGAAUUCUGACGAAGAAUAACCCGCGAGUAGGUUUGUUCGGAGCUGAUGAGGCGGAAGUUGGCACGAAGUUAUGAAACGUCUUAAAAUUUGAUAUUAUUUUGUGGAAGCCGUAAGAUAUCUGUAUGGCAGAGUGUGAUAGUACAUUACGCACUACGUGUGGGAAACAUUUGGUGCAUUAAAACGUUAUAAUGUGCUUUAGGGACUUCAUGUUUUCUUUGACCUUCAAUAUGGAGCGACAUGUUGUCCGGCCAGAACGAGUCGUAUGGCAGAGAGCUGUGCAAAUGGGACUUCCCAAGAUCUGCUGGUGGUCUUUCUGUUGUGAAAACAUGCGAACAGACUGUGAUGUUGAUGCAGAAAGACAGCAUUAAGAAGUCACCAGAAUGACGUCAUGAAUGCUAGCGAUAUUUUUAUUCAUAUAGUCCUUUCGAAAAUACAGCGAAGGAAAUACGAGGGUGAUAUAUAUUGAGUGAAGAGUGUGAUGUGUGACGUGAAUUAUUUUGACAUGAUCCUUGUUACAUAGCUCUACGAACUUUGUAAAAUCUAUGACAUGGACUGACAUUAGCCAGUGACUUAAUAAUACGUAAUAAUACACUGACACUGUUGUUAUUCAAAAUGUUACUUAACUUUUAACAGCAGAAAUGAGUUCAGCUCAUAUUAAAGUUUGAAGUAGUAUUUGUGAAUAUGACUUAAUGUUUUCUGAGUUAGAUACCGUGCUCAUGAAAUAAAUUGAAAGCUGUGUGACAGCGUUAUAAGAGUACAUCUGUACUUAACAAAGUUUAACGUUCGUUUAACUGACUGGAGACUAAUUAGGUAUUUUAACUGAUCAUUUAGCACUCGUGUAUAAAUGCUCACUGUUCUGACCCGUCACCGUGUGUUUACGUAGAUUUGUCGUAUUGUUACAAACUUUGAUUAAGAAAAACUGUAUGAAUUAUAGUUUUAAAUUAUUAGACGACAUUCUUGCUUGUGUGUGUGUACGUAUAUAAACAAAUUAAAACACCAUAAAUAUGUUGAAGACAGUUUAAAUAAUUCUUCAGUUUAAAAGUGGAAAAUUUUUAUCUCCAUUUUAUUUCAAUCUGACAUUUUUGAAAUCUUCUUUCGGCGAUAAGACAUUUCUAGACAGUCUGUGUUGGGAUCAUUAAUAUUUAUAGUUUAAUUCUGUCGACGAUAGCGAGAAAGUUCUAGAGAGAGAGACAGGAGAUCUGUUAUGUGAAAAGGUGUCCGAAUAUUUCUUGAAAUUUGCGUGAACUGUGAUUCAUACUGUAGCAGCUUGUAAGAAUUUUGAUCUGUAUGCGCAGACGUAUCAGUACGAUAAUGAAAGUAAGGCGGGAAUUUUACGGGUCAUAAUUUAAUAGUUGCUUUUACAAAAGAGCAGAUAAAAUUCUUAAAGAAAUAACAGGUAAUACUGUUGAGUUGUCCCAGUGAUUCAAGCGUCCCUUAUAUUUUUAUUUCUUAUUCUAAAAUAAUUCCGAUUUCGCAAAUAGUUUAAUAUGUAACAAUUAAAGUAAUGGAGGCAGUUUAGAAUACAAUUUUAAAGAAAGUGAUAAAUUUUUUUUAAGAAUAGACGCUAAAUGUAAUUUAAACCCGUAAAUUUUAAUUUAUAACUGAAUAUACGAAGAAUAUAAUUUAUAAAUUUAUAAUCAACGUAAAUAGUGAUCACCAUAUAGGUUUUUAACACGUACAACUUUGAUAUUUAAACACAGUGACAAUUCAGUUUAGAGGACUACAGUGAAUAUGUUGUGUGUUAUUGUGCAUCGUGUUUUAUUUCGGUAAUUGUCCUGAAUAUCAUGGAUGGAUGUACUCCGAGACUUCCUGGCCGCAGCAUCACUCGUAGAAGGGGUCGCCUGCAGCGCUCGGAACGGAUCUGCGAGCCCCCAGGUCCGCACUUUGCAUGGGAUAUCAUCAUCAGAGAUUCUCUCCUCCAGAUAGCAUGGCCUAUGUCCCUCAGCGCUGAUACUGACAACCAGUGCAGCGACAAUGGAAACGUGAAGCUGAGCUCGUCCACAAACGACCUCAUCUCGAGGAGAGGCGUCUUCAGUCGCAGGCAUUAUGGAUCUGUGGAACUGCUGCCGCAGGUCGAAUCAGAUGGCCACGAACUCAACGGACGUCGAUUCCGUGUAGAAAAUGGAGACUCUCUUGGAGAGAAAGAGGAGAUAUUUGGCUCGCCCAGUACGCCUGUCCUCGAGAACCCUGAGUACCAGACCAGAUGGUACUUCAAAUACUUUCUCGGAAAACUGCACCAGAACUAUGUCGGCUCAGACGGCGACAAGGUACCAUUCUUCCUGUCUGUUGUUCUCACGGACGCCAACAACCAGUGCGUUCCACAGUAUCGCGCCAUCCUCUGGAAGAAAACGGGUGCUCAAAAGAUUUCAAUACCCUAUACCCCGAAUAAGGCGAUGACGGUGAAACAGAUAUUGUGCAAUUUUCCAAAUAUGGAGAAGGUGGAGAAGGGACCAAAAGAGAUCUUCACGCCGGAAAUCCAAAAGGAUUUGUUGCUUCUUGAAGAACAGGAAGGCUCUGUCAACUUCAAGUUCGGCGUGUUGUAUACCCGUCCGGGGCAGACUAGUGACGACGAGAUGUUGAGCAAUGAGGCAGGCAGUCCUGAGUUCGAUCGGUUCGUCAGUUUACUGGGAGACAAAGUACGACUCAAAGGCUGGGAUAAAUACAGAGGUGGCCUUGAUAUCAAAGGUGAUAUGACAGGACGCUUCUCCAUCUAUACCAUCUAUGAAGGCCAUGAAAUAAUGUUCCAUGUAUCAACAUUACUACCAUACUCCAAAGAUAAUCGACAACAGGUUGAACGCAAGAGGCACAUAGGAAAUGACAUCGUGAAUAUCGUGUUCCUGGACAGUGGCGCUAGUCAGAUGAACCAGUUUAACCCAUCCUUCAUCAAGUCACAGUUCACACAUGUGUUUGCUCUUGUAACAUAUUCUCCUGAAGACAAUAGCUACAGGCUGGCUGUUUACUCAGAAGAAUCUGUCCCAUUGUUUGGUCCAUCUCUUCCCUGUCCACCUGUCUUCAGGGAUUCACAAGAGUUCCGCGAGUUCCUCAUAGUCAAACUGAUAAAUGGGGAGAAGGCUGCGUUCAACACUCCGACAUUUUCUCAGAAGCGGGAGCGAACACUGGACAUGCUGAUCAAGGACUUAUUCUCAGAGCAUAUGAAUGAUGGGAGAGGGACAAUGUUAAACCGAAGGGCAUUCAGUGACGUGCUUCCUGACCCUCCGCGUGGGUCACGGCGGAAAGAGGAGGCGCGCCAGGUGGAGUUUGUACGAAUUGGGCAGGCCCUCAAACUGGACACCAUUGUGAGAGGUGAUGCUCCCACCAGUCUCGCCACUACUGGCCUCUUCAAACGAGCCCCUUGGGAGCCACAGUGCUUCUACCCUGACUUUGGACAUGAGAUUGUCUGUGGAGACUCAUGGGGUGAGACCAGACUCCUAGUUGCCACUGAAUCUGGUGUUUUUCUUGUUGAAGAGAGUAUGUCACAUCGCUUGGUGUUUGACAAAACCAUUGCUGUCAAACAGCUCCAUGUAGUAGAAGCACAUGGUAUCUUGCUGUUCCGAGCAGAUAAAGGUCGAGACAGUAAGAUUCAUGUGUUUCGCCUGUCAGAUUUUGACGGGGACUUCAGUACAGAGAGCUCUGCGCGUGGACGCCAAGACCUGAAAGAACAUCGUCUUGAGAGGACACGGGGUUGCCACAUGUAUGCCAUUAGUAGGCCUGGAGGCUCCCACCUAAGGAUGGUUGUUGCAAUUGGCAAGAAACUGUUGGUAAUGCAGUGGCGCCAUUCUGCAGCAUGGACAGCCUGGUGUCCCGCCAGUGACACAGACACUAUUGAUGGGUUCCAGUAUAUCCGCGAGAUACAGGUGGCAGAGCCCCCUAUUCUGAUCACAUUAGUUGACUCAUCACUCACAGGCUCAUCAGGUGGUGGUAUUGUAGACAAUCACAUCUGUGUAGGUUAUCGUCAUCAAUUCGACCUAGUGAAUGAGCGCACCGGUGAAGUGUCUCGGCUGCAUGCCGUGGAAGGCAGUCGGGCACAUCUUGUUGCAGCCAUUGAUCUCUACGAAGAUGAAGAACCAGAACUACUACUUUGCUAUAAUCAUACUUGUCACUUUCAGAAACUCUCAGAAGAAAGUACUAGCAACACAGAAUUUGAUUUUCACUGGAAUUCUGUACCUUCUGUUAUUGUUUGUGCCUUCCCAUACAUCUUUGCCUUUACAACUGACUCAAUGGAGAUCCGUCUCAUUAUCAAUGGAAACCUGGUUCAGACCAUGGUGCUACCUAAACUGGCCCUCAUUUGUUCCAAGAAUGAUAUAUUCUUCGCUACUACGGCUCCAGAAUUCUUCCAUAACAAGGCUGAGAGGUUGCAAGUGGACAAGCCAGACAGGGAUCCCAGCAUCUCACCACCUUCCUCCCCACAUUCUUCACCUGAAGUAAGGCCAUUUCGUUUAUAUCGCAUACCGAUGCAUGCGCUCAAUGGAAUGGUUGCACCUUGUGAACGAAGAUGUCCCACACCAUCUGAACCAGCAGGCAGUGGAAAUGAUACAAUCUCAGAAUCAAGCAGAUCUCUUACGGUACCUGGAGAAUCACGCCAUCAUACAGGUCAUCAUGCUGAGAAUAGUUCAGGAUCUUUCCUACUAACUGAACCUUCACGUGGGCUCAGCAGGAGCUGCUCUUCUUCUCCCACACCCCAUCAACCUCCUGGGUCAACUUUCCUCACACCCAAAUGAUGGCAGCCUUUACGUGGAGCUGUGCUUUCAUUUGGUAUAUAAUUAUAUGUUUAUUCCAUUUCUUUUUCAAUACAUCUUGUUUUGCACAAAGCAUGAUGAUGUAAAAUUAUAAACAUAUUUUUGAACGAUUAAAAUAUUUUUCCAUGUAUAUUGUAUAGUACAAAGCUAUAUUUAUGAUGUGGUAAAAAAUAGUAUGUCAAGUUUCAGCAUCAAUUUUCUGAAGACCAAAAUAUUGGAACAAGCACAAAGAAUGUGUUUAAAACAAUACAUGGUAAAAUAUUAUCUCUUCUGUAGCUUUUACCAUAUUAAGUUAAUAUAAGGAGGCUGGACUUUCAGAAUGAAUUUUCCAGUGACUCGAGUGUUUUCCAAAAAUGAUUUGGAUUUCUGGUGCUCUAAUGUGUAAAUAAGAAGUUUUAAAGCAUGUUAUUAUAAAUGAUUUCCCUGGCAUAUUCAGGUUUCAGAUUGAUAGGCAUUUUUGUUAUGAAAUGAAAGCAGAAGAAAGAGUAAACACUGGAUUGCUAAAGCUUUCAGUCUGGUAGACAUUUACUGACAUUUCAGAGGUGCUUUUUGCUUCCAUCAUCAAAACGAGUUUACUCAUCUUGAUGAUAGAGGUAGCAAGCACCUUUGAAACAUCAGUAACUUCUACCAGAAUACAUAGCACAGCAUCCCAGAAAACAGUCAUCUUCAGUGAAGACUACUGAAUAGAUAAUAUAUGCCAGUAAUCAAAAAUAAUUUGUAAGUUAAUAUUGACAUAAUUAUGGACAGACCAGAAAAACAUGCAUGAAGGGAGUAUAAGAAUUAGUGUCCUAGGAGAAACUGAUAUUGCCAGGGAAUUAAAGCCUAGACAGUGUGAUCACUGUAUUGUAGCCAUGGCUGUCCAGUCUCAAAAACAGAAGCAAAUGGCAUGUUUGUUCUGUGUACAUAGAUUAUUUCCUCAUGUUUACUACCAGCUAGAAAUGUUAUUAAGCUACAAGAAAAUUAAUACAAUAUACAAUCCUUUGAUAUACAGUAGAUUUUAUUUUGUAAUUUAUAUUCCCUUUUACUUUUUUCAGUAAGCUUCAUUUCAACCUACAAGAUUGUCUGUAGUGAUACAUGUAUCAGCGAGUUCAAAAAUAAAUACAGACAUAAUGAAGAAAAUAAAUGAUGGCAUUAUAAUAUCACUUUUUUCGUUUUGGACAUUAUCUGUCAUCUGUUUUGUAUUAAAAAGUCAUAAAAAUAUUAUAACCUGAAAAAGUCACUAUGUUUCAAAGUAUGAAUCUUACUUCAUCUUCAGGUAAAAAAGGAAGGAGACACCUACUUUGUUGAAUCUGUAUACUAAGGUAUUCCAGACCUGUAGACUCUGAGUACUGGAUUUUCUGGCCUAUGUAGAUCAGUCAGGAGGACGUUUAUCUGUGAGAUAUAAUAUAUAAACUUCACUGUUAAAAUUAAGGGGGUAGGAACAGUCCAACUCUAGACUAUUUUUGCCAUCAAAAGCUUACUGUACCUGCCAAUUUCUUUGUGUCUCUUGCUUCAGCUGGUGAAUGGAUGUCAAACAGUGAAGACAAAGAGAAGAAAGUAAAUUGUAGGUUCAGUAAUCGAUAAAUAGGCAUAUUAAGGAACCUACUAAUCUAGUAAUUUCCACUUCAUCUUUUCAUACACAAAAUAUAAGGAAAAGGAUUGUUAUCAUGAAGUUAACUUCAAAUUUCUUGCGGAAAUAUAUUUUGGAUAGCCCUUACAUAAAAAAUAAAUGUGCUUUGAAUUAAAAAUGUCUCUCUUUUGCCAGUACACCAAUGUAGCAGCUAAAUUGUACAAUGAAUUUUGUUCAUGUUUAAUAUUUAUAAAUGUUUGUAAUGAAAUAAAUGUUUCAGUGAUAUGAAAAAUUAAAGAUGGUUUACAUUAAGAUUGGAAAUCCAAAAUUAUGGUUUUUAUUAAAUUGAUAAAACAAUUCAAAAUAAUACUAUAUGGGCUAAAUGUUACACAAAUAACUGCUAUAAUUUAUUUCCAUCUUUGCACAUGCAAUACAUGUGAGGAAUAUGGAUUACUUUAUUUAACUGUAAAUAUACAACACUUUCUUGUUAUAUAGUUAACAAUAUGGUUUUCUACAAAGUAACUGAUGUAAGAUAAGAAACAUCUUUUAAUUAUGAUAGUUAUCUACAGUAGUAAUGUUUUUGUGGAGUUGGUAGUGCAUGAAAAUACAAAAUUUUGGUACCAUAAAUGUGUAUGAAUGCUGUCAGAAGGUAUUUUAAGGCAAAAUAAUGUACUUAUUUUAUUUGGGUAUAUAUGGUAAGUCCUUAUUUCUAGCACUGACAAGUAAUAAAUAGUUUAAUUUAUAAAUUUUGAAGAUAACAGUGAAGGUUACACUUAAACAACAACAGAUGCUAAGAAAGAAAAAACAAUGUUUCUAAAUAAUCUUUAUUUUUAGCAUUUAACCCACUAAAAAUUCCAAAAAUUAGUCAUAGAAUUUAGUAUUGUCCCUUGCUUAUACAUUGUGGUUAUCAAUGAAUUUAUAUUUGUGUUAUCCGCUUAUGGUCACAGUGACACAUAGUCUAAUAUUGUAGUAAUAUUAAAAAUAUCACUUACUAAUUCUCCCUUCUUUGGUGUUACAAACUAUGCUUGUCAGUUUUGUCUUUCAUAGAAACUGUACAGUCGAGUGGUGACCAUAAAAUUGAGUGUUGUGUGUGUCCCACGAAUAGCUUGUCUCCCAAUUAUAAUUGUUUGGGAGUUCAAUAUUCAGAUGAAAACACUGGUCCAAAGCUUUAAAUACUGAUAUGGCGGUUGAAAAUUCAGAAGAAAUAAAAUAAUAUAAAACUAUUUGUAGAUUUACAUCUAGUUCACAUUUACAAGACAGUCUUAUGAUAAUUUCUGGAUAUUUUAUUGUAAUGCAUCCAGCAUAACUUAAUCAGAUGUGUGUAUGCAUGUGUUUAUGAAGUGUUCUUGUAAUUUUUAUGCACAUGUAUAGCACCGUAUGACUGGUUCUGAAAUAUCUUUAUGUGAUAUAAUUGACUGAAAUGGUACUAACUGAGGAUGUGUCAAGUUUGUAGCUUCAGCCCUAUUAACAAAACAUGGCGUCAUGGUUAAUACUAAUAAUUCACAUUCAGGAAUCUCUUUGUUCAAAUCACAGCCUGUGAACCAGCUUUCCUGAUUUAUGAUUUUUAAGUCUGUCUGUACAGAUUCUGGUAUAGUACUUUAAAAUAUGCUGCUAACACUUUCUUUCAUGUUCAGCAAAUAUGCACAGUUUGAACUCACAAAAAUGUAGUUUGUAUUGUAGCUCAGUUUGAAUCAGAUGUUUCCACUUGUACCCCACUGUUACUGAUAACUUUUACUGUCUAAAUCACUCAGUAUUUACCACUGACAAAUUUUUAUAAAGAAAUGUUAAAUAAAUCAAUCAACAAAAAUCAGUAAUCACUAACAUUGUUAAUGCCAAAUGGUCCUUGAAGUUGAUGUGGGCCACUAAUCAAGAUUUUAAUUAUUAAAAUUUAGCAUAUACUUUCAUAAAUAUGCAGAACAAAAUUUGUUAUCCAGUAGCAAAGAUAAUGAAAGUAGACAGUAUUAUGUACUAGGUUUAUAUUGUUAAUACUGAUAUCUGUCUCAUGAAUUAACUGGACAAGUUUCAGUUUUUCAUCACCUCAUGUUCUGUUAGUGCCUUUAUAGUCCAUUUAUUUAAAUCACCACUAACAGGUAAGUUUGUCUUUCAUAUUACAAACAAAGUCUGAUGGAGAAAUUGUAACCUAUCAUUUAAAUGUCUCGUGUUCUAAGGUUAUAGCACUAGUUAAUUUAAAUGCCUUUUAUGCACUACAUUGAAGGGUUCUGUUUCAGUAGAAAACGUUUAAUUGUAUUAUAUUUCACUGCAAAGUGUUCAGAGACAUAUUUGAAUAUAAAAGAAGGAUGAAAUAAGUAGACAGUUUAGAUUCAAACAUGACAAAGAGAUUCAUUAUAUCAACUUAUGAUGUUAGAAUAGUAAAAUCUAGGAGACCACAAGGAACUGGGCAUGUACUAUGAUGGAGAUAACAAUGAAUGUGUUUAUAAUUUUGUUAGAAAAACAUCUUAGGAUCCAGCCUCUUGAAAGAUCAAGAAGAAGAUGAGAAGGGAAGAUUAAGAUGGAUGUUAGAGAAGGAGACUGUGGGCAUUGAAGGUAGAUGGCUGAUGAUUCUGCCCAAUUAUGGAUUCUGGUGUUAAUGGUGUUCAAAUUUUAGGUUUUACUCCCAGAGAAUUAUUCUGCAUUUGAAGAUACCAAGUUAACAGGCUGUUUUAAGAAGUCUCAGCUAUUAGUUUAUCUUGUAGCCAAGAGAUUGGUAAAUUAACUACCUAUUAUAUGUUAAACUGUAACCUAAAGCAAGUCAGUUGCAAGUAUUUGAAAUAAUGGGGUGAGCUAACAUAACCUGCAAACUUAAUACAUCCUAAUGUGUUGUUAUCCAUAGUAUUGUUCUUCUACUUCCAACUUAAAUUUUAAGAGUUGUUGUUCUUUUUAAUGAUGUACUGUAGUUGAAUGUUACCAAUGUCACUGCAUCUUUCUGUGAUAUUACAAGAAGCAGAAUGCUCUAUAAUAUUAUAUAAAUAGUAACGAUUCUGUAAAUUUCCAACUCUUCAAAACAUUGUCUGUAAUUCAAUCCAAUAUAAAGUCAGGAAAGCCUUUGUUUUUAUAUUGAUUCUACUGAAUUUAUAUUUCCUGUUUCAUAACGCAAGGUAUAUAAAUAUAUUAAAAUGUUUUCCUUCAAAGACAUGUUAUGUAACAUAUACAUAUAUAAAUUAGAACUUCUAUACUGGUUGACUUUUGUACAUUAAGGGCAGGCCCCAAAAUCUAGUGGACAUAAUACUACCAUGAAAUUAGUAAAUGAAAUUGAAAUGUAUGUGUAUAUAUGUCAGUGAUGUAUUGUGCUAUGAGUGCAAUUAUUGUGUUAAUAAGAUGUAACUUUAAUUAAGUAUAUGUAACUAAUUAAUACCAAUGUAUUUUAAAAAGAAAGCAUUCUUAAAACCUUUGCUUGAUAAGUGGGAAGAGUAACAUGGCCAAGCGACUGCAAUGAGCACAUAAUUAAAUUUAAAAAUUCAGAAUAUCAACGGUAUAAAAAAAACAAACGCACUUUCUGCUUCAUGACCAUUUAAUUUCAGAUGCUAAAGGUAUCUGUAAUUACAUGACAACAGUUUUGAAAAUGGAAUGGUAUAACAUAUGACCUUCAAACAUUAGUUGUCUAUCUUAUAUGAAUGUGUGCGCACACAACCUACAGUACAGUAUACAUUCACAAUGUUGUUGUUGUUGUUAUUGUUGUAAUAUAGGUAUCUAAUCUUAUGUGUCAAGUUCUGUCCAGAGCACUUGUGUUAAAGCAAAUAUGAAAUAAAACAAAAUAUUUUAAAUGUUUAA